AUGACGAGCUCGCCGCCAGGAUCGCCGGGCCCUCUUCCCCAGCGACCCAUGAGCGCCAUGGUGCGAGCAGCGCCCCGAAGCAACAGCCGCAUGAGCACGAACAGCCGGGCCGGUGGUGGAAGCAGAGCCUCAGACGAAGAUGGGAAGACCGCGGUCCGAGUUGCCGUGCGAGUCCGGCCCCCUUUAAAGCCCACCGAUCCAGGAUUCGAUCUUAUCCCUCAGCGAUUUCAGCGAUCUAUGGUCCAGGUCACCUCAAAUACGAACCUCGCUAUUGAUGCGCCUCAGGGCAAGAAGCUCUUCGUUUUCGACCGCGUGUUUGGUUCCGAGGUGGAUCAAGAAGGGAUUUGGGAGUACCUGAGCGAUUGCGUGAAUGCCUUCACGCAAGGAUACAAUGUCUCUCUCCUGGCUUAUGGCCAGUCUGGCGCUGGAAAGUCCUACACCAUGGGCACCUCCGGACCCUCCGAGCAGGACGACUUGGAUGCAAUGGGCGUCAUUCCGCGCGCCGCAACGGCUCUUUUUGAGAAGCUCGAGGGUCCCAAGGCUACCUCGAAUAGGAGUUCAAUGUCCCACCUGCGCGCACCAAAAGGUUAUCAGACUGUGAAUCUUUCCAAAGGGGAGAAGAACUGGACGUUGCGUGCCACUUACGUGGAGAUCUACAAUGAGCAGCUGCGCGAUCUGCUCAUCCCAGAGAACGUACCUGCGCACGAACGAGGCACCGUGACCAUCCGAGAAGAUACAAAGGGAAACAUCAUCCUGACGGGAUUGCGACAAGUGGAGGUCAACUCUGUUGAUGAUCUCAUGAAGGCGCUCAACUUUGGUUCGACAUUGCGACAGACGGAUGCGACAGCUAUAAAUGCCCGGUCUUCUCGAUCGCACGCCGUCUUUAGUCUAAACUUGGUACAGCGGAAGCCCGGCGUGCAGCAGACGAGCAAGGCCGAGAAGCGGUUCUCAGUACCCAUCGAAGCCAUGACGGGAUCAGAAACCUGGGUCACUACGGACAGUAAAUUGCACUUUGUCGAUUUAGCCGGCAGCGAACGGCUCAAGAACACCGGUGCCCAGGGCGAGAGAGCCAAGGAGGGCAUUUCUAUCAACGCCGGUCUCGCGGCUCUCGGCAAGGUCAUCUCGCAGCUCUCCUCGCGCCAGGCCGGCUCCCACGUUUCUUACCGCGAUUCCCGCCUGACGAGGCUGCUCCAGGACUCUCUUGGUGGUAAUGCUAUAACGUACAUGAUUGCCUGUGUGACGCCCGCCGAGUUCCAUCUAAGCGAGACGCUCAACACGGUGCAAUAUGCGCAGAGGGCCCGUGCUAUCCAGAGCAAGCCGAGAAUCCAGCAGGUGGAGGAGGGAGACAAGCAAGCAAUUAUUGAUCGGCUCAAGGCCGAAGUGGCUUUCUUGCGCGAGCAGAUCCGGAGCGCGGAGAGGGGCGGGGGCGAACGACGCAACAUUUCCACAGGCGAGAGGUCCGAGCGGCAGAACGAGCGGGAGGUCGAGCUGCAGAACCAGCUCCUGGACCAGCAGGAGAAUUACACGGCGCUAAGCCAGCGGCACGCCAAACUUAUUGCCGAGAUGGCUAAGGCCCGGGAUAAUGAGCAGUCGGAGAACCAGCACAACCUCGAAGGCUCCCUGGGCGACAGCGCAACGGAGCGGUUAAAUCGCUCCAACAGCUUCGCCCAAGCCGUUGAACAAGUCGUGCUCGAGUACGAGAAGACUAUUCAAUCGCUGGAGCAGUCCCUUGCCAGCACUCGCACCACCUUGUCUAACACCGAGACGAACCUGCUGGAGAAGGAGACCAAAUGCGCCUACGUCGAGACCAUCAACGCCCAGCUCCAGUCCCGUUUGCAGAAGCUGAUGGACCGCGAAGCCAGCACGGAGAACUACCUCCACGACUUGGAGUCUAAGCUCGACGGCCACACCUCCGGCGAGGAGAAGAAUGCUACCAUCAUUCUGGAGCUCCGGAAGGAGAUUGCCAGGAUACGCGAGAAUGAGGCGACCUGUGAAGAUUACAUCUCGACUCUCGAGGAGCGUCUUGCCGAGGCCGAUCAAGAUGCCGAGUUGAUGCAGCGCGAGAUCGAUCGUCUAGAGCAAGUGAUUGAGCGACAGAGGAGCUUGGGUAAACUCGACUCCCUGCUUUACGAGCUUGACCAUAUCCAACAGGAGACUAAGCCUGAACGCGAGGUCGAGCCCGUCAAUGGUAUGGGCCAUCGCCGCAACGCCAGCCGCAGCAUCGCCGAGCACUCUCGCAGCCAUAGUCAUGUGAGCCACCGUAGUCACCACGAGCCAAUCCCCGAGGAGGACGACACCAUGGAGCAGGCACAUGGCACUACCUCGACUGAGGAGGAAGGUGUCCAGCAGGACGCAAAGCCUGGAACCCCAGACCCGGACGAGGCUAGGUUGAACGCACCCGCCGAUGUUGACGAGUACCCCGCCAGUCCCGCGCAAUCUAAAUACGUCGCGGAUAAGCUCGAGAGUGUCACCCGGGAGCUCAUUGACCUUCGCGUCGACCACGAGACUACUCUCAACGAGUACGACCUCCUUCAUGCCAAGUACGAGGAGGCUCUGCGCACCAUGGCUGAGCUGCAGGAUGCCAUGGACGAGGCGCGACACCCUCGGCGGCCCCGAGAUUCGAUGCUCUCGGUCACCUCGCCCACCGAAACGACCAGACCCUCGUCUUUUUUGUCGGAUACGAAGCCCGGAGAGCAGAAGGACAGGAAGUUUUACUCCUUGUCGCGCUCGCUGUCUUCGGAGCUAUCCUCAGCUAUGGACUCGCCUACUACUAUGGAGCACUCUGAUGCCGAGACAACCACUGCCCCGCACAAAGAGCAGGUCGAGGAGGAGCUCGAGGCGCAAGACGAGCAGCAGGUCGAUGAGAAAGGCCUCGCCGAGGCGACCGAGCACACUGCGAAGGCCGCAGCCCAGAACAAGGAAGAGGUCCAGGAGCAGGCUAAGGAGCAUGGCGAGGCUGAGUCAACCGAGACCGUACAUGCUGAGCAGGCACAGGCUAAGGAAGCCUCUCUGUCCGAGGACGCUGACCAGGCUGAACUCGCCUCUGAACUUCUGCGCCUCAAGACUCUGGCUGCUGAGAAAGAGACAGCCGAGAAGGAGCUUGCUGAAAAGUACGCCGAGCUGGAGCAGAAGCACCAUCUCACACUCGACAUGGUCGAGGAGCUCAAGACGGAGGUUGCCAAGUCGCAGAUGGUUGAGGCAACAUCGCCAAGAACCUCGACACCCGUCAUCCGCCGCAAGUCGAGCCAGAAUGUUAUGAUCAUUGACCGAGCGCACCGCUCUUUUGCUUCCCUUCGUAACAUUGCCGCAGAGCACUUCGAAGAGCAGCCCGAUACUAUGGCCAACUUUGAGAUCAACCUGAAUGCGGCUAUGCACGAGCUUCACGUUAGAUCUGAGCGAAUCCAGGAACUCGAGGCCGGUGUCGCGGCGGCGAAGAAGGAGAUGGAGACCAAGAUGACAAUUAUCAACGGCCUCACCAGGGAGCGAUCCAGCUUGAAGGCAUCUCCUAUGGAUAUCUCUGUCGUCUCGACUCUGAAGGAUCAGCUCGAGAAGAACGAGAAGCAGCUCAAAGAGAUGCAGGACUCGCACGCUCUGCGCGAGCAAGAACUCGAGGCAGAACUCGAGGCUCUCCGCACCUCACUCGAGGCUGCUGGCUCCACGCAAAAGAAGACCGCCGAGGCUGGAGACGAGGCUCCCGCCGCCCAGGAGAAGUCUUUGGAUGACCCGCACGGCGAGAAGAUCAAGGAGCUGCAGGCCGAGCUUGCCGAUUGGGAGAGCAAGCAUCAGACUACCCUGGAGUCGAUGCAGGCUAGGGAAGAGCAGAUGAAGAAGCAAGUCGAAGAGCUCGAGGCCCAGGUCGCAACGGUGAAUGCUCAGCUCGCAGAGGCAAGCCAAGUCGCCGAGAAAGAUGAGGAGGCCAAGGCAACCGAGGCCAAGCAGCAAAACAUGGUUCACAUGCUGCGCAGCGAAAUCGACGAAUACAAGGCCAUCAUCAACAGCAAUGCAGCCAAGGUCGCCGAGCUUGAAGCUGGCCAUGCCGCCGCCAAGUCAGAGCUGGAGGAAGUUACCAAGGCUCGCGAUGCGGCGGCAUCUGAUGUCAACUCUCAUAAGGAGCUCGUCAGCCAGCUAGAGCAACAGAUCGAGGAGCACGAGCAGGCGCUCAAGGCCCACCAGCAGAGUGUGGAAGAACUGCACAGCAAGCACGCCAGGGAGGUCGAGGAGAUCAAGGCAUCGACCAAAGAAGAGUACGACGAGCAGCUACAAGUCCUCAUGUCUGAGCACGCAGAGAACAUAAAGAUCCUGGAGAGCGAGCUCACAGAAGCCCGCGAGGACUUGAUGAAGGUGGCUACCCAGGUGGCGUUUGCUCUGGGUCUCGAGGUCAGCCUUGAGAAGAUUUCUGACCGCAUCGACGAGCUCGUCGCCAACCAGAAGGCACUCGGGAUCAGCCGACAGAAGAACGCAGAGCUCGAGGAGCACGUGCGUGAACUGUCGGGCAUCAAUGAUAACGUCAUGCGCGAUCUGGAGUCUGUCAAGAACACGCUGAAUGGCAUGCUCAACACCGAUGGAGAGCUCAUGAAGAGCCCCCGUGCUUCGGUCGUCGACCAGCUCACCCUCUUCAAGAGGAAGAUGAGCGAGCUUGAGACGAAGAACAAGAAGAACUCUCGCCUUGUCGACGAGCUUGAGGAGCAACUACAGACCAACUACGACCAGGCCCAGAUCACCAACAACCGUAUCUCCACCAUGCAGUCUGAGAGAACUGCGCAGCUUGAUGAGGCCAACGCGGCCAGGAUCAGGAUACAGUCUGAGCUCGAUACUAUCAAGGAGGAAUAUGCAGCCCUUCAGGCCAAGUACGAAGGCAUUAUCCCUCACGACGGACCACAGCGGUCCAACUCGGCCAGCUCCCAGCUCCACAAGAGCAACUCGGUCUCUUCCCUCCCUUCGCCACCACCCGCCAUCCCCCUACCUCCCCUACCGGGCACGACGUCUCCCACGCCUGGCGCUGUCUCACCAACCGGCAUGCGCCCGCCCAGCAAAGACCUGGCAAUCUCCCAGAUCCACGAGGACCAGGAGGCGCGCAUCCGUACCAUCGAGAAGCACCUGUCAGCCGAGAAGCAGCUUACGCAGACCCUCGAGGAGGCCCUCACCGACCUCGAGCGCCAGUCCAACAAGGUCAAGGCCGACUGCGACGCCUGGCGCCGGCGCUGUACGGAGCUCGAGGCCGAGCUUAAGCAGCUCAAGGAGAAGCCCGAGCAGGACAACCGCUGGAGCCUGCACCAAGUCGAGGAGGAGCGCAAGAAGCGCCGUGAUGCCGAGAUCGCGAGAGCGCACCUUGAGGAGCGCAUGAACGCCAUCAACAAGCAGAAGAAGAAGAAGGGCAGCCUCAACUGCUUCUAG
Molecule: messenger RNA, 5394 nt
Organism: Thyridium curvatum
Lineage: Eukaryota; Fungi; Ascomycota; Sordariomycetes; Thyridiales; Thyridiaceae
Exons: 4
Coding region: 1-5394 (1797 amino acids)
Biological process (GO): mitotic spindle organization; microtubule-based movement
Molecular function (GO): ATP binding; microtubule binding; microtubule motor activity
Source: RefSeq, a predicted model, not a curated record